Molecule: messenger RNA, 1007 nt
Organism: Bombina bombina (fire-bellied toad)
Lineage: Eukaryota; Metazoa; Chordata; Amphibia; Anura; Bombinatoridae
Product: ficolin-1-B
Exons: 8
Coding region: 37-951 (304 amino acids)
Source: RefSeq, a predicted model, not a curated record
CACAGCUUCAGUACACACAUACAUCUCCAAGCUACGAUGGGAUCUACUACACAGAGAUUGUUGGUGCUGAUACUUUGGGUGACACUAAUGGAUACUUCCGCUGAGGACACCUGUGCAGACGUGAAGCUUGUUGGAGUAGAGGAGUCAGACUUGUCAUUUCUAAGCGGAUGCAUGGGCCACCCUGGGAUAACAGGACUGCAGGGACCACAAGGACCCACUGGAAUUAAAGGAAUAAAAGGGGAUCGAGGAUUGAAAGGUGAAAGAGGUGAUAGAGGAUCUCCUGGUAUGCCGGCCCGUGGUGCUGCACAGAACUGUAUGGAGCUGCAGGACAAGAGAUCUUCUCAGAACGGCUGGUACACAAUAUAUCCACCCCAAGGAACUCCAAUCAUGGUGCUAUGUGAUAUGGAAACCGACGGAGGUGGCUGGAUUGUAUUUCAAAGACGUAUGGAUGGAUCAGUGGAUUUUUUCAGAGACUGGAAUUCCUACAAGAGAGGGUUCGGCAAUCAGUGGGGCGAGUUCUGGUUAGGGAAUGAUAACAUUCAUCGUCUUACUUCCUCUGGUAUAUUUGAACUACGUGUUGACCUUACAGAUUUUGAUAACAAUCAAACUUAUGCCUUGUACAAAAACUUUUCUAUUACUGGAGAAUCACAAAACUACACACUCCGUUUGGGGAGUUUCUAUGGAGGAACUGCAGAUGACUCUUUAUUUAAGGUGCACAAUAACAAGGCAUUUACCACCAAAGAUAAUGACCAUGACACAGCUUCAACAGCCAAUUGUGCAGCAUUAUACAAAGGUGCUUGGUGGUACAGUGCUUGCCAUGAUUCCAAUUUGAAUGGGCUGUAUCUGAAAGGCGAGCACAAGGAAAAAGGAAAGGGUAUAACCUGGCAUUAUGGCAAAGGGCCAUACUACUCAUACAAAGUAUCUGAAAUGAAGUUCCGUCCACAAACUUAACAACGAAGAUAGAAAUUCCAGCUUAAGAUCUGCAAUAAAUCACUUCAAUGAUGAAA